AUAACGCUUAUCGAUCUCUCUGUAAUCGACUCAGCGGGUCUGACCAAGUAGCUGAACAUCACAAGGGUGGAUUUGGCUAAAAUGUUAUUCUUAAUGAUUAUUGACAUCUUUACACAGCGGACAUAAACAUGAUGUAAAAAAGCGACUAUACAGGGGCAGUGAAAUGGCUGCCGAAGACAAAUCUUCCUGCUCGUCUGGGAUGGACUGGAGCUCAGAGCCGGCACUGUCUCCCACCAGUCCUUCCCAUCUAACACACUUCAAACCUCUGACCCCAGAACAGGACGAGCCACCCCUGCGGUCAGCGUACAGCUCCUUCGUCAAUCUGUUCCGCUUCAGCAAAGAAAAAUCAGGUGCAAACAAUGCACCAGCAAAAAAGCUUGCUAAACUUGAGGAAGGACGGCCUCCAUCAAUAGCAGAGAAAAGUCAUUCGGCCUCAUCAUCGCCACAGGGGCAGAGACGCAACUGGUCAAGUCCCUCCCAUUCAAUACAUGGCUCUGAACCACACAGGAAACAUUCAGAACUUCUCAGAAGAACAUCUACAGCGUCAGAAGGUCGACGGAAAUCGGAAGCUCCCCUCGGCAGCCAUGACCCUCGAACUGCCGUUCAGCUUCGUACAGCCCUCAAGAGACUCAAGGAGAUCAUGGAGGGAAAAAGUCAGGACAGCGAUCUGAAGCAGUACUGGAUGCCGGACAGCCAGUGUAAGGAGUGCUACGACUGCAACGAGAAGUUCACGACCUUCAGACGCCGUCACCACUGUCGACUCUGCGGCCAGAUCUUCUGCAGCCGUUGCUGCAACCAGGAAAUUCCUGGCAAGUUCAUGGGCUACACGGGUGAUUUACGGGCAUGUACGUACUGUCGUAAGAUAGCGCUGAGUUACGCCCAUUCGACUGAUUCGAGCUCUAUCGGUGAGGAUCUGAGCGCUCUGUCGGACUCACCAUGCUCUGUGUGUGUGCUGGAGCCCACUGAACCACGCACACCUGUUGGGGGCAGAAAAGCGAGUAGGAACAUCUUUCUGGAAGAGGAUCUGACCUGGCAAAGUUUGAUCCAUCAGGAGUCACAGAACAGUGGUCUCAAUUCCAGGCUUUCAGCUGUACAGGAGGAUAUGGGUAAAUCACCAGCCAGGAAGAGGUCAGCUAGUGUGACCAACUUGUCUUUAGACCGCUCCGGCUCAUCCAUGGUCCCCACCUACGAGACUUCAGUUAGCCCACAAAACAGUCGGGCAAUGCUGAAGACCGACCACAGUGAAGAAGAGAGAAAGAUUCUCUUGGAUUCCUCUCAACUUAAAGAUCUAUGGAAGAAGAUUUGCCAUAACAGUACAGGGAUGGAGUUCCAGGACCAUCGAUACUGGCUGCGUACUUACCCCAACUGCAUUGUGGGUAAAGAGUUGGUUAAUUGGCUCUUAAGAAACGGCACCAUUUCAACUAGGGCUCAGGCCAUAGCUAUUGGACAGGCUUUGGUAGAUGGCCGCUGGCUUGACUGUUUAACUCAUCACGAUCAGGUCUUCCGUGACGAAUAUGCCCUCUAUCGCCCCCUCCAGAGCACAGAGUUCUCCGAAACUCCCUCUCCAGACAGCGACAGCGUGAAUUCCUUGGAGGGACACUCUGAACCGUCGUGGUGUAAAGACAUCAAGUUUGACGACAGUGACACAGAGCAGCUAGCAGAUGAAAAUGACUAUGUCAACCCAAACUCGGCCAGUCCCAGUAAAAGAACAUCCGUCAGCAGUUUCCACUCUGCGGUGGACAGUGACUCGGCCGCCUCCAUCAGUUUGAACGUGGAGCAGGACAAUGUCAAUUUCCACAUCAAGAAGCAGGCCAAGUACCCCCACGUGCCUCCUUACACGGCCGAACAAAAAAUGGAUGCCCUGCUAUCUGAAGAUGGAGGUCAACAAAUAUCCAUCAGUGAUGCCUUCAUUAAAGAGUCUUUGUUUAACCGAAGGGUUGAGGAGAAAACUAAAGAGAUGCUGUUCACUCCUCUCGGCUGGCAUCACAGUUCCCUGGACCAACUGCGUGAAGAAAAUGGAGAAAAGAAAGCGAUGGAGCGAUUGCUAUCAGCCAAUCACAGCCAUAUGAUGGCACUGCUCCAGCAGCUGUUAUACAGCGAGUCACUGUCUCUCUCUUGGCGUGACAUCAUCGUACCUGUGGUGAGACAGGUGGUGCAGACAGUGCGACCGGAUGUGCGCAAUUGUGAUGAUGACAUGGAUAUCCGUCAACUGGUCCAUGUCAAGAAGAUUCCAGGAGGAAAGAAGUUUGACUCUGCUGUAGUGAACGGCUUUGUUUGCACAAAGAAUAUUGCACACAAAAAGAUGAAUCCCUACAUCAAAAACCCCAAGAUCCUCCUUCUCAAAUGCUCCAUUGAGUAUCUUUACAGAGAAGAGACUAAGUUGAGCUGCAUUGACCCAAUUGUUUUACAGGAGCAUGAAUUUCUGAAGAACUAUGUUCAGAGGAUUGCAGAUGUCCGGCCCAACCUGGUGCUAGUAGAGAAGACGGUGUCCAGAAUCGCACAAGACAUGUUACUGGAACACGGGAUUACCCUUGUGAUAAACGUCAAACCUCAAGUCCUGGACCGUGUGAGUCGAAUGACUCAGGGAGAUUUAGUCAUUUCAAUGGACCAGCUUUUGACGAAACCUCGCUUGGGGACCUGCCACAAGUUUUACUUACAUUCCUUCCAGCUCCCAAACAAUGAGCUGAAGACCCUGAUGUUUUUUGAGGGUUGUCCUCCUCAGCUGGGCUGCACUAUCAAACUCCGCGGUGCUUCCGAAUAUGAGCUGGCACGGGUGAAAGAGAUCAUCAUCUUUAUGGUGUGUGUGGCUUACCACUUACAGCUGGAGAUCUCCUUCCUCAUGGAUGAAUUUGCAAUGCCUCCCAGCCUGACUGAAAGCUCUUCCUUCCCAUGCCUGCUGGAAAGUACCACUUUGGAGGAAGAGGAGGAGACUGUCAGGGGAAGAGAUAGCCUGGACAAUGAUGAUUCUACGCUAGAAAACCUCAUCCUCGCCUCAGAAGUGGACUUUGAACCGGGGCUCCAGGAGGUUAUUAAAGUUCACAGUAGGCAGCACUCUGAAUCUUCUCUUAAAGAUCGAGAAAGCCCCAGAAUUAAUAAAGAUGGCUCCGUUAUUUCGUUCUCCGGUGGAGAGGAGGCGAUGAUGAAGACCUCCACGCCUGUUUCCUCCUGUUUAAGCGUUGUUCCCCAACCAGUGUCGCCACCUUUUUUAAUUUCAGCCUUGAAAGAGAUGUCAGAGGAAGCGCACAAACAGUCAGGUGAGGAGGUGAAGAACAAAGAUCCGGAACAAACUCUGGUGCAUCAUGACAGCACAGGCUCCGACACUUCCCUUCCACCGUCUCGGCUCUUCAGGGACCCGUUGCAGGAUGACACUGACCUGUUUGUGACCGAGCAUGUGGCUUCUUCAGAUGAUCGACUCAAAUCCAUCUCCACUUUAUUUAAACAGGAGCUAAAGGACAUUAUCCUCUGCAUCUCGCCGUUUAUUACGUUUCGGGAGCCGUACUUGCUCACGUCGGCUGGACUGCGUUGUCCUAGCCGGGACUAUUUUCCAGAGCAGGUUUAUCUCUCUCCUCUACUGAAUAAAGAUUCGAAGGAGCUGGAUGGCCGGCGCAAGAGGCAGCUGCUUAAAGAGUCCGGCCCGAGUUCUGGGAGUCUGACCAACGGUACUGUCUCGCACCAGCGAACCAUCCAGAUCUUGCCCUGCCACAGACUUAUGAGCACCCGCAUAGCAGAGCAUCUGAGCAGCAGUCAAGAUCUGGCACGGAUGCUGGCUGACUACCGCGCUCAAGGAGGACGCAUUCGGCAGAGGGAAGAAAUGCAGUUCAGGGAAGCACCGCCCGCUAAGGCACCCAUAAAGUCGGACAGUGAAGAAGAUAAAGGGGCGGGACAGAAUGAAAUGUCGUGGGCUAGUAAGUUGGACUGCCUAAAUCCAAUCAAUCAUCAGCGACUCUGUGUGCUAUUCAGUAGCUCAUCUGCACAGUCUAACAACGCACCAAACCCCUGCGUCAGCCCAUGGAUUGUAACAAUGGAGUUUUAUGGGAAGAAUGAUCUGACUCUUGGUGUGUUUUUGGAGAGAUACUGUUUUAGGCCCUCUUACCAGUGUCCAAGCAUGUACUGCGAGACUCCCAUGGUUCACCACGUUCGGCGUUUCGUGCAUGGCAGCGGCUGUGUUCAGAUUGUUUUGAAAGAGCUGGACUCACCAGUUCCUGGCUACCAGCACACAAUCCUUAACUACUCCUGGUGCCGUAUCUGUAAACAGGUAACUCCUGUUGUUCCUUUGUCCAAUGACUCCUGGUCCAUGUCCUUCGCCAAGUAUCUAGAACUUCGUUUCUACGGGCAUCAGUACACCCGUCGGGCCAACGCUGAGCCUUGUGGUCACUCCAUCCAUAAGGACUACCACCAGUAUUUUUCCUACAACCAAAUGGUGGCUUCUUUCAGCUACAUCCCCGUGAGGCUACUGGAGAUCUGUCUGCCUUCUCCGAAAAUUAUGAUUAGGAACCAGGGACCCUCCAAAGCAAGCUUACAGCAGGACCUCAAAGACUUUUCCCAGAAGGUGUCUCAGGUGUACAUGGCCAUAGAUGACCGUCUGACCUCCUUAAAAACAGAUACCUUCAGCAAGACCAGAGAGGAAAAAAUGGAGGAUAUGUUUGCACAGAAAGAUAUGGAGGAAUCUGAACUAUGUGGUUGGAUAGAGAAGCAACAGAUGCGUCUCCAGGCCACUACUGUGGACUCUCCACAACAACUCCAGGUUGUUCAGGAGUCAGUGGUGGCCAAAAAGCAGAGCUUGUGUGAGACGCUACAGUCCUGGAACAACAGACUUCAGGACUUGUUCCAGCAAGAGAAGGGCAGAAAGCGAAUGUCUGUUCCUCCCAGUCCUGGCAGGCACAGACAGACGGCACUGACUCAUUUAAAGACAAGUGCUUUGGAGUCCUCCCCUCGUAACCCCUCCCCUGUUGUCCCAAAUGGAGAAAAAGAGGACCGUCACCUCAACACAUUCCCAUCAAGUUCAGGUUCAUCAUCAUUGCUGCAGUUGCCAUCUCCAGCCGAACAGGCUUCGGACCUUAUCACAAGUGGACCCUCUUUCCCCGACCAGGAUUCGACCAGCAUCACAGAGGAUAUGUUUGACGGACAUUUACUUGGUUCCAAUGACAGUCAAGUCAAAGAAAAGUCCAUGACCAUGAAAACCAUCCUGGCCAACCUGUUGCCAGGCAACAGCUACAAUCCCAUUCCUUUUCCUUUUGACCCAGACAAGCAUUACUUGAUGUACGAGCAUGAGAGAGUUCCUAUAGCUGUGUGUGAGAGAGAGCCCAGCUCCAUCAUUGCUUUUGCACUCAGCUGCAAGGAGUAUAAAACCGCUCUUGAUGAGCUCACAAAGACGACGGCAAAGCCUGGAGUUGAUGACACACCUCCAGCCAAUAGUACUGGAGAAAAUAAAGUGAAGAACAGCCCAGCCAAACUCAAUGAGAGCAGCACAUCACAACUGGGCCGCAGCAGCAUAGACACUGACCCCCUGAAGGAACCUGAAAGUGGAGACAAACAGAAAAAGCAGAUAGGAAAUCCACACAUUGAGCUGCAGUUCUCAGACGCAAAUGCCAAGUUUUACUGCAGGAUCUACUAUGCAGAAGAGUUUCAUAAUAUGAGAGAGGAGAUCAUGGAGAGCUCAGAGGAAAACUUUGUGCGCUCACUUUCACGCUGUGUUAACUGGCAGGCUCGCGGGGGAAAGUCCGGGGCAGUUUUCUAUGCUACCGAAGAUGAUCGGUUUAUUUUGAAGCAGAUGCCCAGAUUAGAGGUCCAGUCCUUCUUAGACUUUGCACCCCAUUAUUUCACUUACAUCACAGGAGCGGCUCAACAGAAGCGGCCAACGGCACUUGCCAAGAUUUUGGGAGUGUACCGUAUCGGCUACAAGAACUCUCAGAACAACACAGAGAAAAAACUGGAUUUGUUAGUGAUGGAAAACCUUUUUUACGGUCGAAAGAUGGCACAGGUGUUCGAUCUGAAGGGAUCCCUUCGAAACAGAAACGUAAAGACGGAUCAGGGAAAGGAGAGCUGUGAGGUGGUGCUUCUAGAUGAGAACCUCCUGAAACUGGUGCAUGAUAAUCCACUUUACAUCCGCUCCCAUUGCAAGGCCAUUCUACGGGCUGCCAUUCUGAGUGACGCCCACUUCCUGUCCAGUCACCUCAUCAUUGAUUAUUCCCUGCUGGUGGGCCGUGAUGAUGCCACAGAUGAGCUGGUCGUGGGAAUCAUAGAUUAUAUCCGGACUUUCACAUGGGAUAAAAAACUGGAGAUGGUGGUCAAGUCAACUGGGAUUCUUGGAGGGCAAGGUAAAAUGCCCACGGUGGUGUCACCAGAGUUGUACCGCGCACGUUUCUGUGAGGCCAUGGACAAAUACUUUCUUAUGGUCCCGGAUCACUGGACGGGACUUGGACUGAAUUGCUGAUGGGCGUAAAGACAACAACUGGAAGCACAUGCUGCUCUCUCGAGUUUCUUGGAGUGAUUUAAUGAAACUCCUAAAGACAACAAUGUACCCACUGUUCACAAUAAUGUCAGAAGCAGCUAUUUACGGUAUGGUGGGAUCAAUGAAACUCAGCUGUUUACAGAUAGACUGAGAUGCCAAGACACAGGUCCAAGCACACACACUGGAGAGACUAAACUGACAUUCAUAGCUUGAGACCUACGAUAACAGUUGUUUAUAACCUGUUAACCUAAACUGUGGAAAAUGUAAAAGUUUGUCAUAAAUGUAUAGAGAUGUAAAAGAUCAUUAAUUAAAGAUUUAUUAAUAUUA
Messenger RNA from Misgurnus anguillicaudatus (oriental weatherfish), 6778 nucleotides. The record is from RefSeq and is a predicted model, not a curated record. NCBI's taxonomy places the organism in Eukaryota, Metazoa, Chordata, Actinopteri, Cypriniformes, Cobitidae.